Aplosporella prunicola CBS 121167 is the source of this 1260-nucleotide messenger RNA. RefSeq lists its product as uncharacterized. The record is from RefSeq and is a predicted model, not a curated record. Lineage: Eukaryota; Fungi; Ascomycota; Dothideomycetes; Botryosphaeriales; Aplosporellaceae. Gene Ontology annotation, cellular component: membrane. The transcript has 3 exons. The coding region runs from base 399 to 1073 and encodes 224 amino acids.
CCCGCCAAUCACACCCCCCGGCUUGACGCGCGCCUGAAACCCUACGUGUCCGACUGCCCGCGUCGUCCGACGUCUGCGAGACCUCUUGAAUGCCUCUUACGCCGCAGCUUUCCUUUUCUCUCUUUCUUUCUCUCCUUCUCCUCUGUCCUUCUUCUCUGUCACCGUAGUAGACAUUGUAAUAAUUCUAGCAGUCAGAGUGCAGGCAUUCUGUUGGCUGUCUUUUCAUCUUCGAUUUUUUCCGUCUUUCCCUCUUUCGACCAUCUACUACAAACGAACGACCUUUGACGACACUCCCUGCUGCUUUGAAGAAGACCGUUGAACGGCAUUUCAUCUGCUUGCACUCGAACUCGAACCCAUACCCUCCCUCAUUUACACGUCCCUCAUUCCCGCCCUCAAUCAUGCCCAACAAGAUCCUCGUCUCCUUCCUCGCCAGCGAUGUCCUUUUCCUCCUCACCGGCGGCCUGCUCAUCGGCUUUGCCCUCAUGUCCGAAAAGGACCUCCGCGCAAAUCCAGACAUGGACUCGGUAGCACAGCAUCUGUUGCUGAAGCGGACGCCGCUGACGGCUGCUGUCGUGAACGCCAUAUUUAUCUUUAUCGCGUUUGCACUAAGUUUGCCGGGCUUCUUCAUACCCACUAACCGCGGCUGGUUCAAAGCCCAUGGCUGGAUGGUUACCCUCUGCGGCGUCUUCACGCUCGCGAUUGGCUCCGCCAUUUGGAUUGAGACGUUGCGUACCAGGAGCAUGCUGGGCUCGGUGUGGGCGAAGGAGUCGGAGGCUACCCAAAGUUUGUUGCAGGAGAAGUUCAAUUGCUGCGGCUACGACUCGCCCACCUCGCCACCAUUCAUUCAGGAUUCGACCUGCACGUCCACGCUCGUUGCCGCGCGUAAAGGCGGAUGCAUCGGCCCCUUUAGCAGCUUCGCGAACCAGUACUUGGACGUCAUUUUCACUGCCAUGUUUGGUGCUGUCGGUCUUGACGCCAUUGUUGUGCUGUGCGUGACAAUGGUACUCAAGGAUCGCCAGGAGCAGGCAAGGUACAGGCACAUCGACGAGAAGAACGGAAUGGACGGGAUCUAAGCUUUGAACUUUAUGCAAAUCUAUUUUGCGCUUCUGGGAGCCGCAGGAUUACCUCGAAAUCUCGAGAUAUUGGGCGGAGGCUUGCCAAGAACACAACUCAAUACGAAUCAAAUCUUGAUACAUGGCAUGACUUGAGCAGCACGUCGAAUCACUCAGGAUGAUACACAGAAUGACAGACACGCAAUCA